UGAAGUUAGGAUAUCCAUUAUAUAUAUAGUGCUAUGAAAAUAUAAGCUCAUAUACACACUGUUGGUAGGAACAAAAUGCCAAGCACGAACUGCGUGUUUUUCAAUAUAUUUCUCGUCAUAUCUUGCUGGACAGUGUUCAGCGUCCUCAUUGUUCAUUAUGGUAUAUUGAUGCUGGAUAUCAGCAAUUCAUUCAAGGAGAAUUCUCGACCCGACAAAAAUAAUCUGAAACUAAGAGCCGUCCGACGCCAAGACAAUGGGUAUAGCAUGGUCGGAGGUAAAAUAGACCUACCUACUACAGACCAGAUUGAUCCUAAGACAACAGAUCGAUCUUCUAUGGCAAAUAUAUAUGAAACAGAUUUACAGCAGCACAAGCAGACAGCGAGUUCCAGUUUCAGGUUGGAUCAAAACUUAAGUGCCAUCAAUGUGGCAAGACAGCAGAUCGGUUUUCUUACCCAUAACAAGGUGCACCCGGUUAGAGAGAAGGUUAUUCUGUUUUGGAACGGCUAUCAGAAUUUUUGCAAAGAAAAGUUCGGUCAUCCAUUUCGCUCGUGCCCUAUAAAUGCUUGUUCAAUGUCUACGGAUCGAAGACAGUCAAAAUCCGCUGAUGCCAUCAUAUUUAACAUUGCCGCUCAAGCGUUUAAAAAUGAAUGUCAGGGAGUAGAACCAAAAUGUGAAAUUCCAAAUGUGAAACCUAGCCACCAGGUAUGGGCAUUUUUGGCCAUGGAGCCACCUUGUCACACAAAUAUAUACAGGCAUUCAAAUAAAGAGAUGCUUCUUAAUUCGUUUAACUGGACUUUUACUUACAGAAAGGAUUCAGAUAUAUGGUCACCUUAUGGUAUGGUAAUAAGACGUGACAAACCUUUAAAACGAAACUACUCUGCUAGUGUUAAAUUGAAAACUAAACUUGUGGCUUGGGUUGUGAGUGAUUGUAUCACUUGGAGUAGGAGAGAGGAGUACGUGGCAGAGUUGAUGAAAUAUAUUGAUGUCGAUAUUCUGGGUGAUUGUGGAAGACCGUGUAUAUCGUGUUGGAGUUACGUGAAUGCUACCUACAAAUUCUAUCUGGCCUUUGAAAACAGUUUUGCAGUGGACUACCUGACAGAGAAAUUUUUCAGAGCGUGGCACUUGGAUGUCGUCCUGGUAACGAGAAGCGGUGUCGACUAUUCACGGUUUGGAAUAAGACCAGAAAUGCAUAUUGACACAUCAAAUUUCUCAUCACCUAAAGAGCUAGCAAAAUACCUUCUUUUAUUAGAUAAGAACGACUCCCUGUAUCUUCCGUACUUAGAGUGGAAAAACACCCACGUGUCAACCAGACCAUUGGAAUCCCGCUACAUGAAUUGGUGCGGUUUAUGUGAAAAGGUGCACGAAGAGCCAAAAACGUCAAAAGUUUACACCAAACGCGAGCUUCU
Molecule: messenger RNA, 1406 nt
Organism: Lingula anatina
Lineage: Eukaryota; Metazoa; Brachiopoda; Lingulata; Lingulida; Lingulidae
Product: alpha-(1,3)-fucosyltransferase 6
Source: RefSeq, a predicted model, not a curated record